CGGGGCGACGGCUGAUCUCGUUUUCCCCGCCUUGUCCCUCAUGAGGGCCUGGCGCGGGAUGAGGCGGGCCGCCUUCUCCGCCUUCUCCUCCGGGAAUGGGGCGGUCCCCGGCGGCAGGCCUCGGAGGCGGGCGUGGGAGACGUCGCUGUCGCCGCUGGAGCGGGUGAGGCGGCUGCUGCCGCCAGAGGAAGCGGCGUCUGUGGGGCGGUGUGCGGCCGCCCCUCAGGAGAUGAGGACGGACGGCCCUCAGGAGAUGAUGGAGGCGGCCGGCCCCGAAGCGGCAGGAGCGCGUCCCAGCCCUUUCCGCGCUGGGGAGCUGGCGCUGGCGGAGAUGUGGAAGAAGCACAACACGACGGUGAAGCUGAUGUGCCGGCUGGCGGCGGGGGCGGUGUUGGCUAGCUCCGGUGGCCUCCUGCCCCAUCGCCACAUCAUCGGGCAGCUCCCCGGGCAGCUGCUGCGCACGUCGGCUGGCCGGCAGCUGCUGCUGAGGCGGCCCUCGCUGGAGGAGUACGUGCUGCUGAUGCCGCGGGGGCCCACCAUCGCUUACCCCAAGGAUAUCAGCGCUAUGUUGAUGAUGAUGGAUAUCCACCCGGGAGACACUGUUUUGGAAAGUGGCAGCGGGUCUGGCGCUAUGAGCUUGUUUCUGUCAAGAGCAGUUGGGCCCAAAGGACAUGUUAUAAGUUAUGAAAUCAGAGAUGAUCAUCAUAAUUUAGCUAAGAAGAAUUAUAACCACUGGCGUGCUGCAUGGAAAAUAGGGCAUAUGGAAGAGUGGCCAGAUAAUGUAGAAUUCAUUCUUAAAGACAUUUCAACAGCUGCUGCGGAUAUGAAAUCUGUAACACUUGAUGCAGUAGUUCUGGAUAUGCUUAACCCUCAGUCUGCUCUGCCUGUUGUACACCCAAGACUGAAACAGGGUGGGGUGUGUGCUGUCUAUUUAGCAAACAUCACACAGGUUAUUGACCUUUUAGACAGAAUACGGACCUGCAAAAUCCCUUUUUUGUGUGAAAGGAUCAUUGAGGUAACUCAUAGAAAUUGGUUGGUACUCCCUGCUAAAAUCAAGAAUUGCAAAUCAAGCCAAACAGUUGAAAUGCAGGAAAAUUCUGAAGAACCACCUCAAAAGGAAUAUGAAGAAAUCCACACUCAGGAUCAAGUAGUUCUUAAAGAACGUGAAGACUAUGAAUCACUUUCUGACAAUGCUGAAACAUACUGCUCUGUGCCUUAUGUUGCUAGACCAUCUUAUUGGCAGGAUGCUCACUCAGCAUUCCUUACCAAGCUGAGAAAGAUUCAACCACUGCUUUCUUGAUGCUACUGAGAUGUUAGCUGCUAAUUUGAGUAUGGGUAUCACAAUAAAAUAAAAUGUUACAAAGUAGCUGCCA
Molecule: messenger RNA, 1373 nt
Organism: Falco peregrinus (peregrine falcon)
Lineage: Eukaryota; Metazoa; Chordata; Aves; Falconiformes; Falconidae
Gene: TRMT61B
Product: tRNA methyltransferase 61B
Exons: 7
Coding region: 41-1300 (419 amino acids)
Biological process (GO): tRNA methylation
Cellular component (GO): tRNA (m1A) methyltransferase complex
Source: RefSeq, a predicted model, not a curated record